This is a messenger RNA of Penicillium macrosclerotiorum, 954 nucleotides long. RefSeq names its product Zn(II)2Cys6 transcription factor domain-containing protein. Gene Ontology annotation, molecular function: DNA-binding transcription factor activity, RNA polymerase II-specific; zinc ion binding. Bases 1 to 954 code for a protein of 317 amino acids. The transcript has 2 exons. NCBI's taxonomy places the organism in Eukaryota, Fungi, Ascomycota, Eurotiomycetes, Eurotiales, Aspergillaceae. The record is from RefSeq and is a predicted model, not a curated record. Gene Ontology annotation, biological process: regulation of DNA-templated transcription.
AUGAGCAUAGGGAGCGACAUGUUCGUUCGCACAAAACCAUUUGCCUGUGCCGUGUGCAAGAGGCGAUUUGGCCGACGGGAUGUCUACCAGCGACACUUGCGAUCUCAGCAUCCAGAUCAAGCUUCCAUUGUGCCAAGUGAGAGGAGACAAGGUGCCUGUGACAGCUGUCAUCGCCGCAAAGUGAAAUGCACCUUGGCUGAGCAUCCUUGUGAGCGAUGCCAUCGAGAAGGUGUGGAAUGCACAUUUCAACGCACUUUGAGUGACUCGACUGCUCGUGCUCUAUUCCAAACAAACCACCCUCAGACCUCAAUCCCUGAGACCAACUCCUGUGAAAGCUUCUUGGAUCCUCAAUCACCUCCCAACGCUCAGGAUUGGCAUGACACCAUCAGCAGUAAUUCCCAUGAUGUGAUGCCAUUAUCUCCAGGCUUGAGUCUGCCCUUCCAAGAUACUAUCCGCUCAAAUGAGCUUGCUCUAGGAAUCCUGGACUUGGAAUUCACCCAACUUGACUUCAAUAUUCUCGAUCAAAUGCCAUCUUUCCCUUCGCUGGAUCUUCUACCUGCCCCCGUUGUGCCUGAAACGCGGCCGGACUCGCACUCUGCCAGAAUCACAGGUGCAUUUGCGCAGCUCAAAGCCUAUUCAUUGCCAACAGACCUUUCGCAGCCUGCUUCCCCUGGGGCCAAGCAAGACCAUGAGAACUGGCUGUAUCGCCUGGGCAAAAAGCUCGAGACUCAAUAUGACCCGCUGGUUGUCAAUGUUUUUCUCAACCUCUUUCGACUUCAUGUGGCCAAAACCUUCCAAUGUUUCGAGAAGUUCACCACCACUGAUUCGACUCCCGUCGAAUUAUGGGCGUCGAUGGCAUCCGUGGGAGCAUUGUAUUGUACCACGCCAGGGUCUAUAGUACUGGCCAAGUCACUUUAUAAUCAUGCACGCAUUAUUCUCUUGUCAAAGGUAUGA